UAGGCCGAGCAUGGCGUCGAUGGUGCGGUGGAGCUUCGCCAUGAACGGGUGGGCGAUUCCGGGACAGAAUACGUCCCGAUCCCCGCCUGCGAGCGACCUCAGACACCCGUGGUUCGGACACGAUGCUGAGCGGACGACUUGCCUGGUAGUAGACCAGCUGGUGUUCGCAGUCGUCCUUCUUGAGCAUCGAGAAGAAGUUCACCACGUUCGAGUUCUGGGAGCCGAGAAGCUUACAUCGUCGUCGAAACAGUCCCCUGUCCCAUCGAACGCGAGGACGAGAGUGCGAUGUCUGUGCGUCGGUGGUACAGUGCGCUCGAGAUUGAAUCGA
This is a messenger RNA of Mycena citricolor, 328 nucleotides long. Lineage: Eukaryota; Fungi; Basidiomycota; Agaricomycetes; Agaricales; Mycenaceae. The record is from the annotation of a GenBank genome assembly.